CCUGGACAUUCACGUCAGACUGGUCUCACUUCACAGUCAACAUGGAGGACAGAGAAAAUUCAGGUGGCACUUCUGACGGUCCAUACAGAAAACUGACUUAUUCAGAGGACUUUGGCGGAGAUGAGCGCACUCUUUUCUCAAACCUAGAAAAGCACCAAGUGUCCAUGUCCAUGGUGAGACCCGAUUUCAGUUUGAAUCAUUACAGACUGCUCACAGUGAGCCUGGCAGUGCUCGCUGUCAUUCUACUUGUGGUUGACAUCGGCCUGGGAGUCUACUAUAACAAACUUACUGGUGGGCAAUCUGCAGUAAUGGACAUCAGCAGAGAGGUGGCCAAAUUGCAGGCUGCGUACAACACUGCAAUUCAAAGCAGGGAUGAUGCCAAGAAAGAGUUGGCAAGAGAGAUCAGUGAGCAGCAAAUUACUAAGUGGGAGUUUGAACAUGAGCAUAAAAGAAGCAAAACCUACGAAAAGCAGGCUGACAAACUUCAAAUGGACAUUGCAGCGUUGAAAUCCCACAUGCCAAUGCUUAAGCAGGGCUGCAGACACUGCCUACCAGGAUGGACUUUCAUGAAUUCACUGUGUUACUACUUCCCUUUCUCUGAGGACAUUUCACGCAGACCAUGGCAGGAAGCCAGAAAUUUUUGCACAAAACAAGGAGGCAACUUGGCAGUGAUAGACAGCAGAGAAAAACAUCUGGCAGUUACCAACUUGAUAAAUAAUUAUCACGAUGCUACAAGACCCAUAAGCCAGACUGGUUUCUGGAUCGGACUGAGAGAUGUGCAGGAGGAAGGGAAUUGGAGAUGGCUGGAUGGAACAAGACUGGCUCAGGGAUACUGGAAUGAUGGAGAGCCCAACAACCAGGGUAAUGAGGACUGUGCAGCAGCAUAUCCCAGAAGCAACCCCUUUAAGUCCUGGAAUGAUGCUCCAUGCAAUUAUGACCUGAAAUGGAUUUGCGAAAUGACACCAAGAUCUGCAGGUUAAUGUGAUUUUUUUUUUUUUUUAAAUCACAUUAAAUUUUCAGUUAAUUUUUUGAAUGCAGAAUUAACUCCACCUUAGAGACUUUUACACAUCUUCUGAAUCUUUUUAUUGUCAUGUCAACAUUUGUUGAGACUACAAAAUGGCAGGGAAGGUCCAAGUACAAAAAAUACAUCUGAUUUCUGAAAUGAACUAUAAAAUGUAAGUUAACAAUUUAACUGUCAUAAAUAGUUUUUUUUAAACUUUACUAUGUACAUAUGGAUUAUUACUAUACAGUCCUGUACACUAGGUUAACAGUUUAUCAAGAAAACACCCACCUUCACAUAAGCUGCACGUACCUACAAGUCACAUGUUGCGUGACAAAGCAGCAUUUAGAGCGUCACCUAGGGCUGAGUUGUUAAAUGAAGCUUGCAAAUGACACAAAUAUUUGUCAUCACACAGACUUUAAAAACCUGCUGGCGAUAGGCAGUUUGGUUCUGGCAAUUCCCAAACAGCUGUUUUGUUGGUCUUUUCACACCCUGCUGUUGCAAGGAUUUACUAAGAAUGAUGUGAAAACCUAAGAACUACCAGUGACCACAGAUUCUGCAAGUAAAAAGCUUGUGGAUCAAAGGGCUCGUAGGAAAAUGGUCAGAAAAGUGCAAAUGAAUAGACAUACUAUAAUGAGGCCAGUCACAUCCAUAUCAUUUAACGCUGGUGUGCAGAAUUUUAUAUCCUCCUGAGACCCUGUGUCCUCAUUUGAGGAUGUCACAUUUUGGAUUUACUCGACCUUAUACUUUAUUCUACUUAACUUGGACCCGUUGUCCUCGUUCGCUGACAAUUUUUGUGUCAUCUAGUGGCAGUAAGAGCACAAUACACUAAUCCAUGUGCAAACAAGAUAGCAGCCAUCUCUGCCAAGUCAGUCUGCAGCCAAUCCCGACACAAAAGUGGACAAGAUCCAAAACCUGAUCACACUGUAUGGUUGAAACUUGUUUAAUUAUUAUUAAUAAUGUGUGUAGUUUGACAUGGCAACAAAUUUGACCAAUUUUAGUGACAUUAACAAGCUAAAAGGCUGUUAAUUAGGAAGUACUUGUUUGAAGACAUUAGGAUUUAAUUAUCAUUGACAGUGUUUAGUUUUUUAUACUAAUUAGGUCCUACUGAUCCUAAAUAGUUAGGAGAAAUUAAAAAUGCAUACCAAACAAAAGUUUGGGUCUCAGGAGGAUAUGAAAAUGCAACACAGAGAGCUACCUACAAUAGAAUUCAACAACACUAGUGUACCUGAUAAACUGUCAAUCUAGUGACUACACACCAUUUGAUAAAUAAACAUCAACCAAACCCUA
Molecule: messenger RNA, 2290 nt
Organism: Epinephelus moara (kelp grouper)
Lineage: Eukaryota; Metazoa; Chordata; Actinopteri; Perciformes; Serranidae
Product: CD209 antigen-like
Exons: 6
Coding region: 42-980 (312 amino acids)
Source: RefSeq, a predicted model, not a curated record